ACAGUAGUUAAUGGCCUGCUGGGUAGCUGGCCUCCUGCCAACCUGUUGUAGCACGUUUUGUGUCAACCGUUAACUAUCUAAAAAUUCAUCGAUCUUAUCGACAGAAUUAAAUCAAAAAUCAAAUUUGUGAAUUGAAAUCAUGAAAAGCCGGCAUCAAUUUCGACGUCGUUUCAGUCUUCAACCGUCUUUUCUAAAAGAAGAACCCGACGAAAAAGAUAAAAAUGUACCAAGAACACAACGUAGUGAGGAUGUUGAUACAGUUGAAAAAAAUGAUAUUAGUCACGUUAGACAUAAAAUUGUUGUAAUGGGAGCGGCAAAAGUAGGAAAAUCAUCGGUUAUCAGUCAAUUCUUGUACGGCACUUUUUCAACAAAAUACAAACGUACCGUCGAAGAAAUGCAUCAUGGUAAUUUCAAUGUAACCGGUGUCAACUUGACCCUUGACAUAUUGGAUACAAGUGGCGCAUACGAAUUUCCGGCUAUGAGGGCUCUUUCAAUUUCUUCAGCAGACGCUUUCAUACUGGUUUACGACGUGACCAACGCCGAUAGUUUUGAAGAGGCACGUGCGUUACGUGAUCAAAUACACGAAACCAAAGGCGGAACUGCAGUUCCAAUAGUUAUCGUCGGAAACAAAAUCGAUUUAACGGAAAAUAGACAAGUGGAUACUGCAACAACGGAAUCUGUUGUAACAGUUGAUUGGGAAAACGGAUUUGUUGAAACUUCCGCAAAAGAAAAUGUUAAUGUAACAAAAGUGUUCAAGGAGUUACUCGUUCAAGCGAAAGUUAAGUAUAACUUGAGUCCGGCAUUAAGAAGAAGGAGGCGACAAUCGUUGCCGUCUCAAAAUGAUCCUCACGGUGUCGUUGGAGGAGCUACUUCUCAUUCAGCGGUUGUUCCUUCCGCAGCGCAAUUACAUCAUUUGCAACAGAUUCGAGAUAGACACGGUAAAAGAAAUUCUUGUAUUUUAUCGUAAAAAUAUAAAUUCAAAAACAUUGACUAACUAUCUAUUUCUUCUUACUAGUUACGUAAAAAAGUAUUUGUUUAUGUUUUUUGUUUAUUAUUUAAGAUUGGUAUGAGAUAAGCUCCGAGAUAAUAAUUGUCAUAUGCAAAUCAAAUGAUUUAUUUAAAAAUAUUCCAUUUUAUAACAUAAAAGGUAUCAUUAAAAUGGUAAAACGGUUAAGAGACAAUAAAAUCUCACCAUUUUUACGGUUCAUAUUUCAUACUAAACUUUAUAUACUUAAACAUAUCUUUAAUGUUAAUUUUAGUUUUGCUUUUGCAAUAACAAUUACUUUUUAUA
This is a messenger RNA of Onthophagus taurus, 1291 nucleotides long. Its product is annotated as ras-related protein Rap-2a. Lineage: Eukaryota; Metazoa; Arthropoda; Insecta; Coleoptera; Scarabaeidae. The record is from RefSeq and is a predicted model, not a curated record. Gene Ontology annotation, molecular function: GTPase activity; GTP binding.